UUCUCCUGCCAAAUUAGGCUGCGGGCGCGGAAUAACUUAGCAAUAGUAACAGAGGCUGCCGGAAGGCACGCGUGGGGCAACCCAGCCCAUGGACUAGAGCCGAGCGGCAAGUCCCGCGGGAGGGGACGCCUGUGGCAGGCGCUGCCAGAGCAGAGCAGAGCAGAGCAGGGGAGCGAGGUGCCUCCGAGGGGUGGACCCAGGCAGUGGUUCGCGGGACGGCUGGAGUGAAACUCAAGCGGCGCGUCCUCUAGCCUGCCGCCUCACUCUGCUCCGGGCAUGCACUGAGAGCCCCUCACGCGGGCGGGCAGGCGUUCGAGGCGGCAGCGUGCGGACGAAGAGGCGGCAGCGGCGGCCGAGGGGAAGCGAAGGCAGGAGAGAUUGAGCGGCUCUUGCGCCGCUGCCCCAGGGAUGUCCGCGCACAGCCUGCUCAACAGCGUCUUCUCGUGCUCCUCCUCGCCGGCGGCUGCCGGCAGUCCCCCGCCCUCCUCCAAGAGCUUCUCCAAGCGGAGGCUCCGCCAGACCCGCAGUCUGGACCCCGCCGUGAUCGGCCGCUCCAGCGGGGAGGAAGGGACGGCGCUGGAGAGCUCAGCCCGCGCCGCUCGGGCCAAAGCGGCGGGUGGUCCUUCGGCCGAGUACUUGGCCUUUUCCUCGCGCGCCCUGCUGCGCCCGCCCGGCGGAGGUACGGCGCAAGGCGCCUUCUCGCUCUCUACGCCCAGCACGCCCUUGGACAAGUCCCCCUCGGGCAGUUUCCACUUCGACUAUGAGAGCCCUCGAGUCAAGAGGUUCACGGCGUGGGAGCUGCCCUUCCUGGCGCGCGCGCCCUCCGCCUCGGCUCUUAGCAGCGCCUAUGGGGGCGGCGGUGCCAACAGCAUCUUCCUUUCGCCCAGAAAGUGGCUCCAGCAGCGGAAGGGACAGCAUCUGCCCAGCAGCCACGCCUCUCCCUACGUAGUGUGGAAGUCCGAGGGUGAUUUCACUUGGAACAGCAUGUCAGGGCGCAGUGUUCGGCUGAAGUCCGUUCCUAUUCAGAGUCUUUCGGAACUGGAGCGUGCCCGACUACAAGAAGUGGCCUUUUAUCAGUUGCAGCAGGACUGUGACUUAGGAUGCCAAAUAACUAUUCCUAAAGAUGGACAAAAGAGGAAGAAAUCAUUGAGAAAGAAACUGGAUUCCCUCGGAAAGGAAAAAAACAAAGAUAAAGAAUUCAUACCCCAGGCUUUUGGAAUGCCUUUAUCACAAGUAAUAGCCAAUGAUCGGGCAUACAAACUGAAGCAAGAUAUUCAUAGAGAAGAGCAGAGAGAUGUUUCAGAAUUUGUAACAUCACUUUUACCUUUUGGGAGUAAAAGACAGAACAAAGAACUUUCAAGCAGUAAUUCAUCUCUUAGUUCCACCUCAGAAACACCAAAUGAAUCUACUUCACCCAAUACACCAGAACCAGCCCCACGGGCACGGAGAAGGGGUGCAAUGUCAGUGGAUUCUAUUACUGAUCUUGAUGAUAGUCAGUCUCGAUUACUAGAAGCUCUACAGUUAUCCUUACCUGCUGAAGCUCAGAACAAGAAAGAAAAAUCCAGGGACAAAAAACUAAGCCUCAAUCCUAUUUACAGGCAAGUUCCUCGGCUUGUAGAUAGCUGCUGCCAGCAUUUAGAAAAACAUGGUCUCCAGACAGUAGGCAUAUUCCGAGUGGGGAGCUCAAAAAAAAGGGUAAGACAGUUACGUGAAGAGUUUGACCGUGGUGUAGAUGUAAUAUUGGACGAAGAACAAAGCGUUCAUGAUGUAGCAGCUUUAUUAAAGGAAUUCCUUCGUGACAUGCCUGACCCACUCCUGACUAGAGAGCUUUACACUCCUUUUAUCAACACACUCUUAAUGGAACCCCAUGAACAACUGAGCACUCUACAACUUCUAAUUUAUCUUCUACCUCCCUGCAACUGUGAUACCUUACAUCGACUCCUCCAGUUCCUUGCUACUGUAGCUAGCCAUGCAGAAGACAGAAGAGGUCAAGACAGCCAGGAGAUCCCUGGGAACAAAAUGACAUCACUCAACCUAGCUACUAUAUUUGGACCUAAUCUGUUGCACAAGCAGAAGACAACAGACAAAGAAUUCACUGUUCAAAGUACAGCACGUGCUGAGGAAAGUAGUGCAAUUAUUGCUGUGGUACAGAAGAUGAUAGAAAACUAUGAAAUGCUCUUUAUGGUCCCAGCAGACCUUCAAAAUGAAGUUCUAAUUAGUUUGCUUGAGACUGAUCCAGAUGUUGUAGACUAUUUGCUGAGAAGGAAAGCUUCCCAGUCAUCAAGCCCUGAAAUGCUUCAGUCUGGAGGUUCAUUCUCCCUAGAAGGCAGACAUUCAUCCAUGGACUCAAACAGAACUUCAAGUGGUGAUAUAUCACCCUAUGACAACAACUCUCCAGUGCUGUCUGAACGAUCUGUUUUGGCAAUGCAGGAAGAUAUGUCCCUCGCUUCUGAUAAUUUAUUUAAAGCACCAGAACAACACACAUUAGUCAGCCGUUUUCAACCAAAAUCAAAAGAGAAUUCCUUUGGAUCAUGGUUUGGGAAAGAUGUUUCAGAGGACUAUUUCGACAUCUGGGGCACCUGGCAUUCAACACUGAAAAGUGGUUCCAAAGGCAUGGGAAUGACAGGGUCAUAUGGAGACAUCUAUGAGAGCAGCUCGUUGCGGCCAGGGCAGUGUUCCCUUUCUCAAGGGAACCUGUCGUUGUCUUCACCUCAGUGGCAGGAAACCAAUACAGAGCUAGAUAAUGGAAAACCGGUCAUCCGGAGGAGUCAGACAACAGCUGCCCUUCCUGAAUGUCACUCGCAUCCCCCUCUGUCUCGAGUGUGCAGCACCCCACAAAUUGAAGUAGGUAGAAGGAAUUCCAGCCAGUCUAAUUCAAAACAGCAUUCACCUGUGAGAAAUACAGAGAACUUUAUGGAGCAUGACUUAGAUGCAACUUGGCUGCAUGCCGCAUUUAAGCCAUUGUCCCUAAGGCAAGCUGAAGUAAUUCGAAAAGACAGACCACCACCUCCUUAUCCUGAAACAGCAAAACAAAGUAGCAUAUCAUCCCUCCAGCCAACUGUGUCUCCUACAGGAUAUCCAUUGUGGAAGCUUCAGAAGACAGACUCCUUAUUUGGGGCCCAGGGAAUGAGGAUAAUGACUCAGGUGCCUGAACAACCUGUCCUGCACGAGGAGCAACAGAACAAAAUUGAAAGAAAGUACUCCGCUCCAGACAGUGAGCACAACAGUAAAAAACAGUCAGAGACAGACUGGCAUGACUGGCAAAGCAAUCGAUGGCAAAUUUGGGAGAUAUUAUCACCUGAUAAUUCAGAUGCACUUCCUGAAACAUUAGUAUGAGUGGAGAAAUCAGCAGGUCCCUCUGUCUUUUCCAACUAGGGAAAACUGGUAAUGGUGGACUGGAUUUAUAUUGAAUUAUUUUUUUAAAAAACUGUGUUUACUUUAUGGAGGAUUUUAAAAUUAAAUUUAUUAAAAUAAUUUUAAUAGAACUGUAAAAUUCAGUAACACAUUUUUCUGGUUUUGUAGUCAUCGCAAGAAGGAAAUGUGAGAUGGCAAUUUCGGCCCAAACUACUCUGUAAAAUAUAAGCUCUGUAUACAAUAAAAAUAACACACUUGAUGUUGCUAAGAUAUAUUUAUGUAUCUGCAGCUCAAAUGACUGUAUAUUAUGCAGAUGUUUUGUGUAUGAUAGCAUUGUGUUUAUAUGCAGAAAACAAAUAAUCUUGAAUGCUUUUUUUGAAAAAAAAUAUUUUAAUCAUGCACUACUAGUAUUAAUAUACGAUAUAUUGACAUCCUCUUGGAAAUGCACAAACUGGUUUCUGUGCUUUUAACUAAUCUGUUUGCAGAAGACGUAUAUUUUCACUGACAAAUAAGAAACAAUGUGGAAUGAGAACAUUAAAAGCCAUAUAUUUUAUAGUAAAGAAGUUAAAGAGUAUCUAACAUGUUAUUUGCUUGCAAGGAAAAUUUAAGAACUAUAUAUUUUUGACUCUUUUAGAAAGCAGUUCCAGUCACCCCUUCAUAAGUAUGGCCAUGCUGACACCAUAUACAAAAAGUUCCCAAAGAUUCUUCUACCCAUUCCAUAUUAGGGUUGUUUAAGUUGUGGGGUGGGUGGGGAAGUGCAGGAGGGGGUGUUUAUAAAGUAUUGUUAAGAUUGUUCAUUUGACAAACCCUUUUGAAUUUUCUAUAUUUCUGCAUAAAUAUGAACUAAAACAUGAUCUGCU
Molecule: messenger RNA, 4214 nt
Organism: Python bivittatus (Burmese python)
Lineage: Eukaryota; Metazoa; Chordata; Lepidosauria; Squamata; Pythonidae
Gene: ARHGAP6
Product: Rho GTPase activating protein 6
Biological process (GO): signal transduction
Source: RefSeq, a predicted model, not a curated record